UUGGGGUAGAAUGUUGCUCACAUAAUGCAUCUCCUCUCCCAUGUAAGAACAUCAGCGUUGGUUGUUACCCAGCUAGGAUACCACGCAAUGAUGAGUACUAUGCAGACAAAGGAGUGACAUGUAUGAGUGUGGCAAGGUCUAUGAAGACUUACACUUUUGGAGGUAUCUUAGGUCCAGCAGAGACAAUUAAUUCUGAAAAUCACCUUAUUGAUGCUUCUUUCACAUAUGGCCCUAGCCAGAAGCGAGCAUAUGAAAUAAGAAAAUUUGAAGGUGGUAAGCUUACUGAACAGGUCCUUCCUGAUGGUAGAAAGGUGUUGCCACAAGUGUCUAACUCAAUGGUAUCUUGUAGCCUGCCAUCAAACGGAACGUGUUUCAUCGCAGGUGAUGUGCGUGUGAACCAGAACACCCAACUGACGAUUCUACAAAAUUUGUAUUUACGAGAACACAACAGGGUGGCUGACAAGCUGUCUUCCAUGAACCCACACUGGGAUGACGAGAAGACGUACCAAGAGGCUCGCAGAAUUGUUAUUGCAGAACAUGAACACAUAACCUACACAGAAUUCAUUUCACAGAUUCUGCGUGAUGACCUAUUAGAGAAGUUCCAUAUAAAAUCAAAUCAAACUGGCUACAGCCACUGUUACAAGGAGGACCUGAAACCAGCUACACUCUCCGAGUUCACAGAGGCAGUUUACAGGAUGUUCCAUGGGAUCGCUCAGAGUGAUUUGCUUAUGUACAAAGACAUAGGGUGUCCAGUCGGAAAAAUAAAAAUAAACAGAUGGUUCGAUAAACCAGAAAUCCUCAUUCAAGGUAACAAUUUGGAUCAGCUGACCUUGGGCCUCACACAGCAGCCUGCCACAAAGGAUGACAAAUACACAGUCUAUGAGCUUAACAGGAACCUGUUCCAAGUUGAUGGGCCUUACGGCCAAGACCUGGAUAUGUUUGACAUAAUAAGAGGAAGAGAUAAUGGCUUGGGACACUAUAAUGAUUAUCGAGAAUUAAUAGGCCUGCCAAGAGCAACAAAAUUUGAAGACUUUGCUGAUCUUAUGUCAUAUGAGGAUGCCAUGGCCUUGGGACAGUAUUAUGCAGAUCCAGACGAUGUUGAGCUGAUGAUGGUGAUGCUGGAGAAAACCAGCCCAGACAAACUGACUGUGAGGCAGGCUAUUCUCGCAGAGCAAUUCUACCGCUGGAGAUGUGGAGACAGAUUCUUCUAUGAUUACAGUGGGUCCCCUUACCCAUUCUCAGAAGAUCAGCUAAAUGAAAUUAAAAAGGUAACAAUGUCCAGGAUAAUUUGUGACAACUCAGACAACAUAACCAGAAUACAGACCAACAGUUUCAAGAAAAUCAGUGACACGAACCCAGCAACAGACUGCACACUCAUUCCACAGGUGGAUCUGAGCUACUGGAAAGAGGAACAAUGACUACAGCUCCAAAUAAAAUAAUGUGACAUUAUUACACUAACAUGUAAUUGCACUCUGUAAUACAUGGAUGUUUAUAAACAGUGCAAUUCAA
This is a messenger RNA of Schistocerca gregaria, 1509 nucleotides long. Its product is annotated as peroxidase-like. The transcript is spliced from 9 exons. Gene Ontology annotation, biological process: response to oxidative stress. NCBI's taxonomy places the organism in Eukaryota, Metazoa, Arthropoda, Insecta, Orthoptera, Acrididae. The coding region runs from base 123 to 1418 and encodes 431 amino acids. The record is from RefSeq and is a predicted model, not a curated record. Gene Ontology annotation, molecular function: heme binding; peroxidase activity.